AUGACUGAUCAAGCAGCACGUGAGGCAACCCAGUCUUCAGGCAUCGCCUACCCCUCUGCUUAUCAGAAAGACUACGAUUUCAGCACGCCCUUUCUCACACCAUUUUUUCACGACUACGGCAUCUCGCGCUGCAAUCUACAUCUCAUACUAGCUACCAUGAACCAUGAAAACCACGAAAACAACUCUGGAGAUGUUAACCAAAGGACCAUCGCCGCUCAGAAACUUGUGGAUGAUGUCGUCAACCAACGGUCUCCUUACGACCUCUUCAUGGAGAAUCUUAGGGCGAUCAGGAUAUCUUCGGUGGAAGGGGAGGACUACGUUCAACAGGUCAAUGAACGUAUGCGGUUACAAGGUGACGGAGGAGGUUCUGCACAACCAUUGCCAGCUUGGUUGAAUGUGUCUUCCUCUACUCAACCUUCCCAUGCUGAGAAUCCUUCAGCUCAUCCAUCAUGUUCAUCCACCCCUGAGGGACUUACUGCCGAAGAACUCCUCCAAUUCAAAGAACAUCGACAAGAACUUCUCAAGCGUCCAAACUCUACUAAUCAAGGACCGAACGAUGUUUCCGAAGACAUCGCGUGGGCACUUCUUCGAGCAAAAAUCAACCAGACUCAUUCAGCACUCGGAACUCAGCCCACGUCCUAUCCUUUGGACGACAUCAUCAAACUUCUUAAUGUCUCGCCUUCCUCCUCUGCCACUAUCCCAGCCUCGGUUUUAUCAGCAGCACCUCACCUCUCUGCUCUCUCGGAGCACACAUUUCUCGACUCUCACCUACAAACGACAUGGAAGCUUCGUCAAUCGUUCAACUCCGACAAAGCUAUUGACCCAAUCAUAGACCUCAUGCAACUGCAGCCUCUCGUUGACCCGAUCCCUCGUCCCUUGUGGCGAGCUAUCAUCCAAGAUCAAUAUGUCGAUUUCGAAAAGCUGCACGCUUCGAUGGAUCGGGGGUUUAGUCACAACGACGAUGCGAAGGAUUUUGCAGGGGGUUUUUCAUUGGUACGGAAGGAUCAGUAUUCAGCUAGGAAAGUGGUUAGGAAUGAGGCGGAAUGGGCUCGGGUUUUUCAAGCAUGGAAAGCAGGCGUUGUUUUAUUGUAUCCACAUCGCCUCAAUGAGCUCAAUACAUAUCAAGAUAUGGUUAUUGAGCUUUUUCGUGCCGCUCCCUAUGAUCCGUUUGUCACUAUCAAUGUCGACGCUGAGGCCCGUGACCGAUACGCUCGCAGUCCUUAUCAGAUGGACGACCGCAGUCGCUUCCAACUCCCACUUCUAUCACAGAUGCUGCGAAAACGCGAGGCUACCGAUACUAUGGGCCCGUCGAAACGCGCAAACAUGGGAUUUGUUCCGAAUGCGGAGGAAAGCACAAAGCUCGAGACCACGAAACGUGCCUCUCUUCUCUCGAAGCUCGCCGUGGAAAAGGACCUAGCACAAGCCACGCGGAAAGCAGAGGAGGCAAUUCUGGAAGGUCCUAAGGCCUUGCCUCGAAACUCGACGAAACGUCAAUCUGACACCAUAAUUGACCCCCCUCGUUUUCGUCGACGACUUAAAACUAGCUCAUUCCACGCGCCUCUGCUCAGCAAAAUUGCUGGUGUUCGUGAUCCCUUUGACGCAGCCCAUACUGUUGGAAACGACAUCUACUUUUAUGACAUCAUGUCAUGGAGGUGCCCUGGCUGCAUUUGA
Molecule: messenger RNA, 1671 nt
Organism: Laccaria bicolor S238N-H82
Lineage: Eukaryota; Fungi; Basidiomycota; Agaricomycetes; Agaricales; Hydnangiaceae
Exons: 6
Coding region: 1-1671 (556 amino acids)
Source: RefSeq, a predicted model, not a curated record